AUGGAGGGAGAUAAGAAGUACAUUACAAGCGAAGAGCUCAAGCAACACAACAAGGCAGGAGACUUGUGGAUCUCUAUUCAGGGAAAGGUUUACAAUGUCUCUGACUGGGCAAACGAGCAUCCGGGUGGAGAUGUUGUUCUCCUGAAUCUGGCAGGCCAAGAUGUUACCGAUGCAUUCAUUGCCUACCAUCCUGGAACAGCAUGGAAGUAUCUUGACAAGCUCUUUACAGGGUAUUAUCUCAAAGAUUUUCAGGUAUCAGAGACAUCCAAGGAUUAUAGGAGGCUUGCUUCAGAGUUUGCUAAACUGGGUUUGUUUGAAAAGAAAGGACAUAUUACUAUGUAUGCGCUGGCAUCUAUUGCGUUGAUGUUUUGCGUUGUUCUUUAUGGUAUUUUGUGUUGCCAGAGUGUUUGGUCUCAUUUUGGAUCUGCUGUGUUGUUGGGUUUUCUUUGGAUUCAAAGUGCCUAUAUUGGUCAUGAUUCAGGGCAUUACCAGGUAAUGAAGAGUCGUGGUUAUAACAAACUUGCUCAAUUUCUUGCUGGGAAUUCCCUUACAGGUAUUAGCAUUGCUUGGUGGAAAUGGACCCACAACGCACACCAUAUUGCCUGCAACAGUCUUGAUUAUGAUCCUGAUCUUCAACACAUACCAGUAUUUGCGGUAAAUUCGACCUUUUUCAAUUCUAUAAAGUCUUGCUUUUACGGAAGGUACUUGAAUUUUGAUCCUGUGGCAAGAUUUUUUGUGAGCUACCAACAUUGGACUUUUUACCCGGUAAUGUGUGUUGCAAGGGUCAAUCUGUAUAUACAGACAUUCUUGCUAUUGUUUUCAAAGAGAAAAUUCCCAGAUAGAGCUUUGAACAUCAUUGGAAUUCUUAUAUUUUGGACUUGGUUCCCUCUACUUGUGUCUUGUCUCCCUAAUUGGCCCGAGAGGGUGAUGUUUGUGCUUACAAGCUUUGCUGUCACCGCAAUUCAGCACGUUCAAUUUUGUUUGAAUCAUUUUGCGGCCGAUGUUUACACCGGACCUCCAAAAGGGAAUGAUUGGUUUGAGAAACAGACAGGUGGGACUUUGGAUAUUUCGUGCUCAUCUUGGAUGGAUUGGUUUUAUGGUGGUUUGCAGUUUCAGCUUGAGCAUCAUUUGUUUCCAAGGAUGCCAAGAUGCCAAUUGAGAACAGUUUCACCAUUGGUACAGGAUCUAUGCAAGAAGCACAAUUUGUCUUACAGGAGUUUGUCCUUCUGGGAAGCCAAUGUGUGGACAAUCAGAAGACUCAGGAAUGUUGCCCUGAUGGCUAGGGACCUGUCCAACCCUGUUCCUAAAAAUAUGCUGUGGGAAGCUGUUAACACUCAUGGAUGA
Messenger RNA from Dovyalis caffra, 1344 nucleotides. The record is from the annotation of a GenBank genome assembly. NCBI's taxonomy places the organism in Eukaryota, Viridiplantae, Streptophyta, Magnoliopsida, Malpighiales, Salicaceae.